Molecule: messenger RNA, 2751 nt
Organism: Cladocopium goreaui
Lineage: Eukaryota; Dinophyceae; Suessiales; Symbiodiniaceae
Source: the annotation of a GenBank genome assembly
AUGUCCAAGGUUCGGCUUUUGAAGUGGAACCUUGUCUUGUGGACAAUCGGUCUUGCUCUACUUGUACUGGGAAUCGCAGGGGACAUCUUGCCGCUGAUGUUUAUUGGCAUGGGCGUUUGGGCUCCAGCAUCCCAGUGUUGGACUAGCACAGCACAAGUUGUGGUUGGGGAGUCAGCAACUCCAUCGGAGCGGACCAAGGUGCUUUCCAGACUCACUACGCUUAGAUUGGUGGCUAUCGCAUCAGGGCCCAUGCUCCAGGGAAUUCUGCUCUUGAUUUCCGGAAAGAAUCACUGGGGCAAUUCGCUCCUGCGGGUUGUCAUUCUUUCUGGCGUCGUGCUGUGGCCUGGUUGUUUGUGGCUUCUAAGACUCAAAAACCUACCGCCAUUGGAGCAAACUGAAGGAAAUGCUCAAAGCAGGUGUUGCAGCACUUUUUCACAGGAAGACCUGGAUCGACCACUGCUUCGGAUUCCUCUUAGGUGGUGGCUUGCAGUUUGGAUAGAAAUCCUGUCCUUCAUCAGUCUUUUUGGCGCGGGAAUGACAGUGAAGUUCUUUCCUCUUUUCUUCCGCAUCGACUAUCACUUUACACCCUUCGAGGUGUGUAUGCUUAGUUUCGUCUACCCGCUAGGCAUUGCUGGGAUGGUGGAGAUUUGCAGCCGAGUAUCCAAACAUCUUGGUCGAUUUCCAACUGUUGUGUUCUUCCAAUUCACGGGCACUGCUUGCCUGUGGGCGCUUUGCUACAUCCGGCCUUUGGCCAUCGUAUUGCCCCUCUUUCUGUUGAGAGGAGCCCUUAUGAAUGCCAGAGGUCCUAUUGGCAGAGCGAUCAUCAUGGAUUUGGUGCACUCGGAAAUGCGUGGCAGAUGGAAUUCUCUUCAAUCCCUGUCCAUGUUUGCCUGGUCGGGAAGUGCUGCGCUAGGUGGCUAUUUGGCUGAUCUUGCUGGCGACUACCGCUUUACCUUUGUGGUCACUGCUGGAAUCUACACUGUUGGUUUUUUCUUGCAUUUGCCUUUGUUAUUGAUUUAUCCAAAGGAGCAUAAGGAGCCGCCUCCUCAACAAGCACGAGAAGCAUCGCUCCCGAAUCUACAAGAAGCCCAAGGCUCUGUGUCCACAUCCUCCGAAAACAUCGGAAAUAAAAGAGCUUCAGGUGGCCGCGGUGGCUUGGUGCCGAGAACGUCCUUCUUGACAGUUGCAGUUGCAUGGUGCCUGCCGCUUUGGAGGAGGCCGAGGAGAUUCAAAAUGAUGAGUCGCUCACCACGACAAUCAAUCCUCAAGGGAAGCCUUAAGCAGUCCACGCUGUCAAGUUUCUUUGCGUCCCAGCGCAACUUGACGUCGCCAGAGGAGCGAGUACAAGCAACCUUGGCAGACGUCGCCGACUCCGCAUGCAGGACGUUGCAUCAAACAAGUCAGAAGCACAUGCCAUGUGCAAUUCAACUCCUGGAAGGAUUGCCUCGAGCGGAUCGGCAGGAAACCCUUACUUGGAUGGCACAGGCUUUUGAUGUCAUGAACUUCCCGCAAACUCUAUUUUUCGAUACGGCCUUGCUGCUCGACAGAUAUUACGCACGCUUGCCCAAAGAGGAUCUCAGCACUGCAGAGUCUCAAAGAAGGAUUUUGGCAGCAGUUUGUGUCGCAAUCAAGACUGGAUCGAAUGCUGAGACUCAGCUUCCAUUGCGGCAGGUAGUGACCCACCUGGGCCACGACGAGGUACCCUUUGAUGAAGUCAUAGCAGCAGAGUUGUGCAUAUUGAGGAAGCUGAGGUUUGAUGUAGGGACGCCAACCCCGCGUGACUUUCUGGAGGCCCUUGGGGCAAGACUGAAGGAGUUGCAAGUGGCACCUGAAAACAUGAGCCUGGCGGACUACUUGCUGCAGCUGUCUUUGGCAGAUGCAGUCUUUCACUAUAGGUAUCCCCAUGCAGUCUUGGCAGCUGCAGCUUUGCUGCUGGCACUGUCAAGCACGGGAGCCGGUGCUGCCCCUCAUACGGUGGUGCUAGAAGACCUGGCCCUAUAUGUCGAGGAGGCGGACCAAAGUGGAAUGCUUGCUCAAUGCCGCCGGGAGCUGCAUGCACUGUGGGUGACCGCGUGUCAGGAGCAGAAUCUGUACGUGCAUCAUUUGCGCUUGAAAUUUGCAAAGCGCUCUUUUCACGGAGUUUCUUUAUGGCAACCGUUGACCCCACGAUCACUACACGGCCCCCGUCAAGGCCAAGGUUGCAUUGCACCACAAGAUCCGUUGCAGUAUACGAGCCUCGGAAGCCUGUCUUCCUAUCAGGGACUUCGGCCAUCCAAGGCUUGCGACCUGGAAAAAGCCCCCAAUUCUUCGACUCAUGCUCGGCGGCCUACCGAUCGCGAGCGGAUGUGGCGGGAAAUUGUGCGGAUUGCGAAGGGGAGUCAAGCUCCUGUGACCUCUACAUUUGGAUUUGACCGCGUGUCACUCGCAGAUAGACGACCUCGUGCAGCAUCUUGGUGCGGGCAGAGACCUGCGAGGACAGCUGUGAAGCCAGGCACAUCACGGUCUCCAUGAAAUUCCUGUCCAUGGCUACUUUGGCUACUUGAGCUGUGGUCGUAGAUGCAAUUUUGCAAGGCAGUGGUCGAGGGGAUUCGCCGACCACUGCCAACCACUGCAAGUUUAGCUGCCAAGUGGAUCACUGCAGAUUUCAAUGCGUUGAGCCGCUAAGCUUGUGAGACAAACCUGUGGCAGCCGCACAGGCUUUCCUCACACAGUGGCAAGCUCUAUGUCGUAGUGGCACAAGUUGGAAAGGAC